ACUUGGACGCCGCUUCUGGCGGGAAAUUGCUUCCGUUGGGCUUUGCUUGUUGAGACCCUGCGGCGAGGAAAGUCCGAAUUCAAGGUUUCGCUUCUUAGCUUGGUUUGAAGCCGAGGAAAAUGGGAUAGUGAUGAAUAAGAAACUGUGAAGAUAGUGAAGGGCAGUUUGUCCAGACUAUUGAAAGCUCAGAAUUAGAGUUUAAUCGGAAUAGAAAUCCUGCUAAUAGUACCUGAUUAGCUUAGUUGAUGAGGCUGAGUGGGUUUUGGUGCGCUAUUUUUGGUCACGCGAGGGCAGGUCGUGGUGAUUUAGGCCAGUUGCGGAAAAAAAAAAUCCUCCAGAGGGCUUGGGACAACGCCUGAAAUCCGAACACUGUUUUUAGGCUUUCCAGUUCCUUCAGUUUCUGGAGACCACCUAUUAAAACAUAUUCCAACUGGAAAGUCGUCUAAGUGCGUCUGUAUCUUUUCCAGCCUCACGUUGUAAGGCCAGGUGGUUUAUCCUCAGCAGAAGCGCCAGUGUUUUUCAAAGUGAGAUACUGGCAUCAGCAACAUCAAAAUCACCGACAUCCAAGCUGGGCUCUGAGCCGCCGGCGCCGGCCCGGGCUCAGCCCCUCCCGCUCCCUCCCGCCCCCGCCUCCCGCCGUAAUCUUGGCGGGAAGACACCAGCCGCUAAGCGGGGGAAAGAUGUCCGGGUCGUGCUCAGCGGCUGAGGAGACGGCGGGCUCCAGACAGCGACUCCAGGUGAAGGUGAAUGAAUAUAAAGAAAACCAAAACAUCGAUUUUGUUUCGCCAAGACCAGUACACACUACAGUUUUAGGAAAAACAGCUAAGGUGUGUCUUGUCCCCUUUUCACUCAGCAAUUACAAGUCAGACCAACUUAAGUGCCCCAAAUCCCUGUUAGAUAAGAAUUCUAACAAUGAAGUGCUGUGUAAGAAAUCCAAGAAGACUGAAGUAAAGAAAAAUUGCAGAAGAAUUUUAACUCCAAAGAUGGAAGCCACAUCUUCUAAGGCGGAAUCCACUUUGCAAAAAUCAUCCUUAGAUGUUCAUACUGAAAGUAACAAGCAAGGGCACAAGAGCACUUCAGAUACAGUGCUUCUCAGUGUUGAUAUGGAAAGCACUCAGGAUGGAGACAGUGAUGAAGAUACCACACCAGGCCUGGAUGAUUUUUCAGGAUUGUCGCCGUACGAAAGGAAGAGGCUGAAGAACAUAUCAGAAAAUGCAAACUUCUUUGCUUCUCUUCAGUUGUCUGAGUCAGCUGCAAGGCUCCGUGAAAUGAUAAAGAAGAGACAGCCUCCUGAAUCAAAAAGAAAGAAGCCUAAGAAGAGAGAAAAUGAGAUUGGAUGUAGAAGGUCAAUGCGAUUACUAAAAGUAGAUCCUUCAGGAGUUUCAUUACCAACAACCCCAACCCAGCCAACAAUAUUAGUAGCAGAUGAAAAUCCUUUGUUACCUCCUGGGCCUUUAGAAAUGACUCCUGAAAAUCAAGAUGAUAACAGUGAGCUAUUUAAAGGAUUUCUACAGACUUGGGCAGAAGUGAGCAAGACAAGUAGUAAGAAUGCUGAGAAGGGAUUAUCUAGCAUUAAAAGCUACAAAGCCAGUUUAAGUGGCAUGGUCAUCAGUGAAGAUACUGUUAAUAAAGUUACCAAAGGCCCAAUAUUCGCUAUAGCUAUCCACCCAUCAGAAACUAGAACUUUGCUGGCAGCUGGGGCCAAAUCUGGGCAAGUCGGACUUUGGGAUUUGAGUCACCAACCUAAAGAAGAUGGAAUUUAUGUUUUUCAACCCCAUAGUCAGCCAGUUAGCUGUCUUUACUUCUCACCUGCCAAUCCAGCUCAUAUACUGUCAUUGAGCUAUGAUGGCACAUUACGCUGUGGGGAUUUUUCCAGAGCUGUUUUUGAUGAGGUAUAUAGAGACGAAAGAAGUAGCUUUUCUUCCUUUGACUUCUUGGCAGAAGAUGCCUCCUCUUUAGUAGUAGGCCACUGGGAUGGAAGUUUGUCAUUGGUGGAUAGACGGACACCUGGAACUUCUUAUGAGAAACUUAUCAGUUCUUCUUUGAGAAAAAUAAGAACUGUUCAUGUCCACCCAGUGCAUAGACAAUAUUUCAUCACUGCAGGAUUGAGGGAUGUUCAUAUUUAUGAUACAAGGCGCCUGACUCCCAAGGGAAACCAGCCUUUGAUUUCUUUGACCGAACACACAAAGAGCCUCGCCUCUGCCUAUUUUUCACCUCUUACUGGUAACAGAGUAGUGACCACAUGUGCUGAUUGUAAGCUGAGAAUCUUUGAUAGCAGCUGUAUAUCCUCUCAGAUUCCUCUCCUCACCACCAUAAGGCACAACACCAUCACUGGGCGAUGGCUGACCAGGUUCCAAGCUGUGUGGGACCCUAAACAGGAAGACUGUGUCAUAGUUGGCAGCAUGGCCCAUCCACGACGGGUAGAAAUCUUCCAUGAGACAGGAAAGCAGGUGCAUUCUUUUCUUGGUGGAGAAUGCCUUGUCUCUGUGUGUUCCAUCAAUGCUAUGCACCCAACUCGGUAUAUUUUGGCUGGAGGUAAUUCCAGUGGGAGGAUACAUGUUUUUAUGAAUUAAGGAAGUUGCUGAGUUAAAAGUUUAGCAAUGCCAAUUUGUUCAAAUUAAUCAGUGUCUAAGGAGCCUAGUAAUUCAUGUGGCUUAGUCUGUUUACUUAGUAAUAUGUUCUAUUUAGCAAAUAUAAGAUUGCUUUAUUAAUAAGAACUAUGAGCAGAAUGUACUUUUAGUAAGGGAGAAGCCUUAGAGGUGUUUCCACAGGAUGGGGACAGAAUUUAAGGGGAUGCUGUGAUGCCUUCAGCACUUUUAAUCUGGCACUAUGUAGAAAAAUUCUAAUAUUAUAAAUUAUAAAGCUUUGAAUGAUCAGUAUUAAAAGUUUUUGUGGUCUCAUGAUGUGGUUGUGAUUCUAUAGUAAUAUAUAGAUUUGUUGGUUUAUUUUAUAGUUCAGAAUGAACAUUUAUUUCUAGACAGUCACUGGAAGGGGUCCUGAAAGGUCAUCUAACUCAGUGAUUUUGAAACUUAAUUUUUUAAAAUCAAGAACUCUUUUUGCCCUUGCCUCUAAGUUAAAUCUUACGUGAAAUCCCAAGAUAAUUGCUGAGAAGCUUUGGUUCACUUGGGCAGGGCCUGGGUCUGUGUGUACUGACCCUUUCCACCCCCCUCCUCUCUAUAGCUCCUGAGACACAGCCCAGGAAUCCCAGGCCUCCUAGGCACAGGGUUUGGAUCUGUCAGAUCCCUGUAAUCCAGUGUGACAUUACCUCAGACCAGUGUUGUCCAGACUAUGGGUUGUAGCUAUGCACACAAAAUCAAUUUAGUGGCCCUGGCCAGUGUUUAAAAAAAUGAAAAGGAAAGAAAUAGUAAAGAAUGGAAAACAUUAAGUAUGGUUUUGUGAAACUUAGUUACAUAUGCAUCUUUGUAGGUAUAUUUGAAUAUGUAUAUUCUGAUGUAAAAUGUGUUUAUUUCUGUGGUACUGUGGGUCAUGGUUAAAGAAGUGAAAGUUCCUGGGGCUGGCCCCGUGGCCGAGUGGUUAAGUUCACGCACUCCGCUGCAGGCGGCCCAGUGUUUCGUUGGUUCGAAUCCUGGGCGCGGACAUGGCACUGCUCAUCAAACCACGCUGAGGCA
This is a messenger RNA of Equus quagga, 3629 nucleotides long. RefSeq names its product WD repeat domain 76 (gene WDR76). NCBI's taxonomy places the organism in Eukaryota, Metazoa, Chordata, Mammalia, Perissodactyla, Equidae. Gene Ontology annotation, molecular function: DNA binding; protein binding. The record is from RefSeq and is a predicted model, not a curated record. Gene Ontology annotation, biological process: regulation of DNA damage checkpoint. Bases 681 to 2573 code for a protein of 630 amino acids. Gene Ontology annotation, cellular component: nucleus. The transcript is spliced from 15 exons.